This is a messenger RNA of Rosa rugosa (rugosa rose), 3179 nucleotides long. RefSeq names its product 1,4-alpha-glucan-branching enzyme 1, chloroplastic/amyloplastic-like. Gene Ontology annotation, cellular component: cytoplasm. Bases 244 to 2793 code for a protein of 849 amino acids. The record is from RefSeq and is a predicted model, not a curated record. Gene Ontology annotation, biological process: glycogen biosynthetic process; starch metabolic process. NCBI's taxonomy places the organism in Eukaryota, Viridiplantae, Streptophyta, Magnoliopsida, Rosales, Rosaceae. The transcript has 22 exons. Gene Ontology annotation, molecular function: 1,4-alpha-glucan branching enzyme activity; cation binding; hydrolase activity, hydrolyzing O-glycosyl compounds.
CUCUCUCUCUCUCUCUCUCUCUCUCUCUCUUGGCUUCAAGCGUCACUGGAAACGAGAGACUUUCAUCUCUCUCCGAUUUUUGCUGCUUCUCACUCACUCAAAUCACGUUUUUCCCGGGAGGGCCGGUGGCAAGUGCUACCUUCCAAGCUCAGCAAAAUACAGAUCUCUCUCUCUCUCUCUCUCCCUCCCUCUCUUUCUCUCUCAUAAGAAACCCUAGCUAGAAGGAUACAAAAGAAGAAGAAGAUGGUCUCCACUCUCUCGGGGAUACGCUUCCCUCUUAUACCUUCCGGUUUCAAGUCCUCCUUGCAUUCCAACUUCAAUGGCGGCGAUCGGAGGUCCACCACCCUCUGCCUCUUGCUCGACAACACCUCCUCCUUCUCUCGGAAGAUCUUUGCCGGAAAGUCUUCGUAUGAUUCUGAUUCGCCUUCUUCUUUAACUGUUGCUGCUUCAAAGAAAGUUCUUGUUCCUGGAGGUCCGACCGAUGGCUCUCCCCCUUUGACAGAGCAAUUGGAAGCUCCCAGCACAGAUUCAGAGGAUCCUCAGGUGCUUGAGGAUGUAGACAGUGUAACUAUGGAAGAUGAGAUUGUUGAUGAUGAAGCAAUUUCUUCGUUAGACGUGGGCAGUGUUGAUGAUGAUAAAACCAAGGUUGAGGAAACACCUAGUCUUUUAAAAGGGACAGCAAGUACUGCUCCAAAGUCAAUUCCACCACCUGGCACUGGGCAAAAAAUAUAUGAAAUAGAUCCACUUUUGAAGGGCUUCCGUGAUCAUUUGGAUUACCGAUAUGGACAAUACAAAAGGUUGCGUGCGGAAAUUGACAAGUAUGAAGGUGGUUUGGAGGUGUUUUCUCGUGGCUAUGAGAAGUUUGGGUUCACACGCAGUGCCACAGGUAUCACUUAUAGGGAGUGGGCACCUGGAGCUAAGUCCGCAUCAUUAAUUGGAGAUUUCAACAAUUGGAAUAUGAAUGCGGAUGUGAUGACUCGGAAUGAAUUUGGGGUCUGGGAGAUCUUUUUGCCAAACAAUGCAGAUGGUUCACCCGCAAUUCCGCAUGGUUCUCGAGUGAAGAUCCGUAUGGAUACUCCUUCAGGUGUCAAAGACUCAAUUCCUGCUUGGAUCAAGUUUUCGGUACAGGCUCCUAAUGAAAUCCCAUACAAUGGAAUAUACUAUGAUCCUCCAGAAGAGGAGAAGUAUGUAUUUCAACAUCCUCAGCCAAAGAGACCUCAAUCGCUCCGCAUUUAUGAGGCACAUGUUGGAAUGAGUAGCACAGAGCCAAAAAUUAACACAUAUGCUGAAUUCAGAGAUGAUGUGCUACCACGCAUUAAAAAGCUUGGUUACAAUGCUGUUCAGCUCAUGGCUAUUCAGGAGCAUUCCUACUAUGCCAGCUUUGGGUACCAUGUCACCAAUUUUUUUGCACCUAGCAGCCGAUGUGGAACGCCUGAUGAUCUGAAAUCUCUGAUAGAUAGAGCUCAUGAACUUGGUCUGCUUGUACUCAUGGAUAUUGUUCACAGCCAUGUAUCAAAUAAUACGUUGGAUGGGCUGAACAUGUUUGAUGGAACCGAUAGUCACUACUUCCACUCUGGGUCCCGAGGAUAUCAUUGGAUGUGGGAUUCUCGCCUUUUCAAUUAUGGAAGUUGGGAGGUUUUGAGGUAUCUUCUCUCAAAUGCAAGGUGGUGGUUGGAAGAAUUUAAGUUUGACGGGUUCAGAUUUGAUGGUGUAACUUCAAUGAUGUACACUCAUCAUGGAUUGCAGGUAGCAUUUACUGGAAACUACAGCGAGUAUUUUGGAUUAGCAACAGAUGUAGAGGCUGUCACUUACCUGAUGCUGGUUAAUGAUUUGAUUCAUGGACUCUACCCUGAAGCUGUUAGCAUUGGUGAAGAUGUUAGUGGAAUGCCAGCAUUUUGUAUUCCUGUUGCGGAUGGCGGUGUUGGAUUCGAUUAUCGCCUGCAUAUGGCUGUUGCUGAUAAAUGGAUUGAGCUCCUCCAGAAAAUGGAUGAAACCUGGCAAAUGGGUGAUAUUGUUCACACACUGACCAACAGAAGAUGGGGAGAGAAGUGUGUUGCUUAUGCUGAAAGUCAUGACCAAGCUCUUGUUGGUGACAAAACAAUUGCAUUCUGGUUGAUGGACAAGGAUAUGUAUGAUUUCAUGGCUCUGGAUAGACCAUCAACUCCCACUAUAGAUCGUGGAAUUGCAUUACACAAAAUGAUUAGGCUAAUUACUAUGGGAUUAGGUGGAGAAGGAUAUCUGAAUUUUAUGGGGAAUGAAUUUGGACAUCCUGAGUGGAUUGAUUUUCCAAGAGGGGUUCAACAUCUUCCAAAUGGAAAAAUAGUUCCUGGGAACAAUAACAGUUUUGACAAAUGCCGGCGUAGAUUUGAUCUUGCAGAUGCUGAAUAUUUAAGAUAUCAUGGCUUGCAAGAAUUUGAUCGAGCAAUGCAUCAUCUUGAAGAAACCUAUAGUUUCAUGACUUCCGAGCACCAAUAUAUAUCCCGAAAGGAUGAAGGAGAUAAGGUUAUUGUCUUUGAAAGGGGAAACCUGGUUUUUGUCUUCAAUUUUCAUUGGAGUAAAAGCUAUUCAGAAUACCGAGUAGGCUGCUUAAAGCCAGGAAAGUAUGAGAUUGUCUUGGAUUCAGAUGAGAAAAUAUUUGGAGGCUUCGAUAGGAUUGCUCACACCGCGGAGUACUUCACAGUUGAUGGAUGGUAUGAUGAGCGGCCUAAUUCCUUCCAAGUAUAUGCACCUUGUAGAACAGCUGUGGUCUAUGCUCUAGUAGAGACAAAGGAAACGAUACCCAUCAAAGGCUGAUUUUUUAUACUAGUAAAAUUCUGGCACUGAGAAUCUCUACAUCUUGCUGCAAAGACGCCAUGUACACUUGCUAAUAAAGCAGAGUGCAGUUUAUGUGGAAUAAUGUUUGCCAUCUCUGGCAGCUGUGCCAACCUAAGUCAGAAGAAUAAGGUCAAGGAAGUAGUUGCGGAACAUGAACUUCAAAAAUGAGAAUUUAUGUAUAGUUCAGACUUCAGACGACCAACCCCACCUAGGCAUAUAAAGUAGACUAAUGUUCCAGUUUGUGAAAAAUCCUUCUGUAAUUAUUUUCCACGUUAAGCCCGAUGACUGCCUGCCUAGAGAUUUUGCAUUGUAUUAGAUAGCAUGUAGCUGAUUUAUGGUCAUACACUUGAAUAAUUUAUAAGUCA